Messenger RNA from Oreochromis niloticus (Nile tilapia), 2332 nucleotides. RefSeq names its product cholinergic receptor, nicotinic, alpha 6 (gene chrna6). The transcript is spliced from 8 exons. Gene Ontology annotation, biological process: monoatomic ion transmembrane transport. The record is from RefSeq and is a predicted model, not a curated record. Gene Ontology annotation, molecular function: transmembrane signaling receptor activity; acetylcholine-gated monoatomic cation-selective channel activity. Gene Ontology annotation, cellular component: postsynaptic membrane. The coding region runs from base 490 to 2058 and encodes 522 amino acids. NCBI's taxonomy places the organism in Eukaryota, Metazoa, Chordata, Actinopteri, Cichliformes, Cichlidae.
CUUUCUAACCAACAUGUAGCAGCUGGAAUGAGAUAAAGUAUUCGCAGAUUUUACUGUUGGAUCUGGAUGAGAUCAAACAAUUCCACACUGAGCGCCCCCCCAAAAAACUAUUACAGCAUAUUACGCGUGUGACACUUGAGUUUGAAUGUGUCAUAUUUUUAAUUUUAGGUUCAUAUCCUCUUCGAUCUUUGACAUUUCUCUUUUUGCCAGUGUUGGGAUCACUUUGCGCAUGUUGGGACGGUUUUCCCUCCCUGUGCUGAUCCGUAUGGAUGCGCCAGAGGGGAUUUUUGCGCUCGUAGGGGAGGGACGUACGAAGUCAAUUUGGGAUCAUAUCAGGAAGGAGCGCACCGACAGAGCGAGAUAGACGACACCAGGGGAGAGAGGCACAUUUUCACGCCCUCUCACAUUAUUUCUCCGUCUCAUCGAUUAAAGAGACAGGCUUCCUUCAGGAAAAAAGUGAACAGGAUCCCCAAACGACACGAGGGAGACAUGCAGUCUGUGGAGAGAUGGACUGUGCUGCUUUUACUUGUGGGUUUGAAGGCGCAAGACUGCCUCUCAUCAAAGGCUGAGGACCGACUUUUCAGGAAGCUGUUUAGACGAUAUAAUCAGUUCAUCAGACCAGUGGAGAAUGUCUCUGACCCAGUCACUGUGGAGUUUGAGGUCUCCAUCUCCCAGCUGGUUAAAGUUGAUGAGGUGAAUCAAAUCAUGGAAACAAAUUUAUGGCUCAGGCAUAUUUGGAACGACUACAAGCUCCGAUGGAAGCCUGCAGAGUUUGACGGGAUUGAGUUCAUUAGAGUCCCAUCGAACAAGAUUUGGAGACCCGACAUUGUGCUCUACAACAAUGCUGUAGGAGAUUUUCUGGUGGAGGAUAAGACCAAGGCCUUGCUGAAGUUUGAUGGAACUAUCACAUGGGUUCCUCCAGCAAUUUUUAAAUCAUCCUGCCCAAUGGACAUCACCUACUUCCCCUUUGACUAUCAGAACUGCUCUAUGAAGUUUGGGUCCUGGACUUAUGAUAAAGCCAAGAUUGACCUGGUACUUAUUGGGUCCAAGGUGAACCUGAAAGACUUCUGGGAAAGUGGCGAGUGGGAAAUCAUUGAUGCUCCAGGCUACAAACAUGACAUCAAGUACAACUGCUGCGAGGAGAUCUAUCCAGACAUCACCUACUCCUUCUACAUCCGGCGCCUGCCACUGUUCUACACCAUCAACCUCAUCAUCCCCUGCCUCCUCAUCUCUUUCCUCACAGUGCUGGUUUUCUAUCUCCCAUCUGACUGUGGAGAGAAGGUCACGCUCUGUAUCUCCGUCCUGCUCUCCCUCACUGUGUUCCUACUUGUUAUCACAGAGACCAUCCCCUCCACAUCGCUGGUCAUCCCGCUCAUUGGAGAGUACCUCCUCUUCACAAUGAUCUUCGUCACACUCAGCAUCGUCAUCACUGUUUUUGUGCUGAAUGUACAUUAUCGCACACCAAUGACCCACACUAUGCCGGGCUGGGUGCGCUCGGUGUUUCUCAAAGUGCUACCGAGGAUUAUGCUAAUGCGGAGACCGAUUGAUGAGAACAGCAAAGUUGGGGGGCUGGACAGCAGUGGGGAGGCAGGAGGAGGUGGAGGGGGAGGAGGAGGCGGAGGAGGAAAAGGAGGGAAGAAACGGAAGAAUAGCUUAAUGCAGUUUGGAGGAGGAUCGCUUAACUGUCUGGAGUUUGGUGAAAGCAAGCUCUCAACUAUGGAGGGCUGCACUGGAAAGAAAUGCCCCUGCCCUUGCCAGCAUGGGAAGGAAACCCCGGAAACCCCAGACCCUGGGAAGAUGACACGUCAGCUCAGUCACCAAAGCAUCAACACAGUGGUGGCCUUUUCUGUGGUGUCACCUGAGAUUAAACAGGCCAUCGAGAGCGUCAAGUACAUCGCUGAAAACAUGAGGAGCCGCAACAAGGCCAAAGAGGUGGAGGAUGACUGGAAGUACGUUGCCAUGGUGAUUGAUAGAAUCUUCCUUUGGGUAUUUGUGACCGUGUGCGUCCUGGGAACCAUGGGCCUGUUCAUCCAGCCUCUUUUUGGCUUUGUCUCAUAACUGCUAGCCCGUCAGGGUCCUCAGUCACCCUGUGCAUAAACCAAUCUCAAACAAGUAACUAAUGGACUCUCAGUUCUCAGUUGACAAAUCAAAAGACAGAGUUUUAAAGUCCUAAGCACUAUCUGGUAUGCUGGUUUUGCUUUUUUGUGUUUUUUCCCUUUUGCAGCGAAUAGAAAUAAAGAAACAGUGACGUCUAAAAUGUUCUUGACUGGCAAGUAAACUGUAUAACAAAGAUGAGUCCUACACAUAAGCUCAUCCUUCAUGGUAAAAUAAA